Molecule: messenger RNA, 705 nt
Organism: Cucurbitaria berberidis CBS 394.84
Lineage: Eukaryota; Fungi; Ascomycota; Dothideomycetes; Pleosporales; Cucurbitariaceae
Product: HET-domain-containing protein
Exons: 1
Source: RefSeq, a predicted model, not a curated record
GUGGAUGUGAACCUCCUGAAAGCAUGGUUGGACGGAUGCACGAGGUGGCAUGAGGGUGUCUGCGAUAGAGAUAUUCGAACAGUCGACAGUGCGCCUCUGAAUCUGAGGCUGGUUGACGUGCGGAAUCUUUGCGUAGUUAAAAUGUCAAAGGGUGAGGUACCCGAGUACGUGGCGUUGAGUUAUAUGUGGGGAAGCCAGAAGAUGAAGGAAGAGACAGGGAUGGAGCCAGCCAUUUUGCUACGGAAGAACAUCGAAUUCGACGCGAAUGGUGAUGAGAUGACGCCUUUACGCAAGAACUUACCGAAGACGAUCGAGGACGCGAUAAAUCUAACGCGGAUGCUUGGAUAUCGCUAUCUUUGGAAUGACGCUCUUUGUAUUAUCCAAGACAAUUCAUUGGAGGAUAAGAUUCCAGAUCUCACCAACAUGAAGGUCAUAUACAGCUCCUCAAGCCUUACUAUCGCUGCCGCUGGCGGUGCGCACGCUGAUUAUGGGAUUCCCGGCGUUAGUGUAUCUAGGAAGGUCCAUCAGUUCUCAGAGGUGGUAGAUGGCCUUCGCCUCGCAACAAUGUUUCCGUCUUAUACUGAUCUCGAGAACUCGUCCAGUCUUCUUUGGAACACCCGAGGCUGGACAUUUCAGGAGAAAUUACUAUCGAAAAGACUACUCCUAUUUACGGACUAUCAAGUCUACUUCAAGUGCUCCGAGUCU